Molecule: messenger RNA, 2842 nt
Organism: Epinephelus moara (kelp grouper)
Lineage: Eukaryota; Metazoa; Chordata; Actinopteri; Perciformes; Serranidae
Product: RNA-binding protein 5-B-like
Exons: 26
Coding region: 121-2649 (842 amino acids)
Biological process (GO): mRNA splicing, via spliceosome
Cellular component (GO): nucleus
Molecular function (GO): RNA binding
Source: RefSeq, a predicted model, not a curated record
AUCGUCUCAAAAAAUGAGAGAAGAAGAGUCUUCUGCUGACCGGAAGGACUGGGAAGAAAACAACAUCAGAUGCUGCAGUCCGUGCCAGUAAACGAGUCACUUGAUCCUCUACAUUAAACCAUGGGAGCUGAUAAAAGGCUGAGUCGGGGUGAACGUAGUGGAAGAUAUGGCUCGGAUGGGAGGAGAGAUGAUCCAGAAUGGCAUGAAAGACGGAGCAGAGAUAUGGAGAGGGAUUAUGAUCGACGAUGGGGUGAUGAUAGACACCGGGAGCGCUUUGAUGAGCGCAGAGACAGAGACAGUCCAGAGCAGAGGGGCCGAAAACGACGCAAUAGUGACAGAUCCGAUGACGAAUACGAGGGAGAUUAUCCAGACCAGGACUACAAAAUGGAGCAGGAGGAGGAGAGCAAGACUAUAAUGCUGAGGGGUCUCUCUCUUCAUGUCACAGAGGAUGAUAUCCGCUCAGCGCUCGAGCAGCUGCAGGGGCCCCAGCCUGUGGACAUACGCUUGAUGAAGAAAAGGACAGGUAUAAGCCGAGGUUUCGCCUUCGUGGAGUUUUAUCACUUGCAAGAUUCUACCCGAUGGAUGGAGACCAAUCAGAACAAGUUGGUGAUCCAGGGGAAGAGCAUCGCGGUGCACUACAGCAACAGGAGACAGAAGUUUGAAAACUGGCUUUGCAAUGCAUGUGGUCUGUACAAUUUCCGGAAGAGGCUGAAGUGCUUCAGGUGUGGAGCGGCCAAAGUUGAUGGAGAGUCACCAGGACUAAGUGGUUUAAAUGCAGAGUCUCAACAGCCAGGAGAUUACAAUGGAGACACGAUCAUUUUGAGAAACAUUGCCCCUCUUUCAACGGUUGAUGGGAUUUUGAACAUACUGGCCCCCUAUGCCAAUCUAUCAGCGGGAAACAUCCGCCUCAUCAAAGACAAGCAAACAGGACAGAAUAGAGGCUUUGCCUUUGUUCAGCUCUCAUCUCCCUUGGAGGCUUCUCAGCUGCUCACCAUUCUUCAGAGCCUUCAGCCACCUCUAAAACUGGAUGGAAAAACAAUUGGUGUGGAUUAUGCCAAGAGUGCUAGGAAAGACUCAGCGCAGCCUGAUGGGAUCAGAGCCAGUGCUCUCUCUGUUGCCAGCACAGCCAUCGCUGCCGCUCAGUGGUCAUCCAGCCAGUUACAGCAAGGUACGGUCACUACCUCUGAUUACGUCGCUCUACCAGAGGGCUAUGCACAGCAAACACAGGGACAAAGUUAUCAAGUGUGGCAGCAGCAGCCGGAAGCAUUGGCUCCUGUCAUUGGAGAUGGAUUACUCGGAGCUGCUCCAGGAAUCAAGACAUUGAUCCCAGCAGCCACAGGUGUGGUCAUAUCCCAGACGGCUCAGGUUUACCAACCUGUUAUUAUCAGCCAGCCUGCCAUACAGGCACAUCAGUUAGUGAGGCCCGCUGAUGCAGCACAACAGAUUGCUAGUGUUUGCACUGCACCACUGGUAACACCAGCAGCUUCCACUGUUGCGGCUACUGUCUGUGCUGCCCCGGCUGCCAACACAACAGUAGCUGCCCCUGACACCUCCACAUACCAGUAUGAUGAGUCUUCAGGUUACUAUUAUGACCCACAGACUGGCCUGUACUAUGAUCCCAGCAGCCAAUACUACUAUAACUCCGAGACUCAGCAGUACCUCUACUGGGACAGUGAGAAGGAGGCGUACAUUCCUGCACCGACUGAAUCGGACACAAGCACAGAACAAGCGUCGGCUAACAGCUCCUCAGCCACGAACAAUAAAGAGCCCAAAGAGAAAAAAGACAAGCCCAAAAGCAAGUCUGCACAGCAGAUCGCAAAGGACAUGGAGCGCUGGGCAAAAACCUUAAAUAAGCAAAAAGAAAGUUUUAAGAGCAGUUUCCAAAGCUUGGGAGCAUCCAAGGAGGAAGAGAGGAGAGAGUCUGCAGCUGCCGAUGCAGGUUUCUUCCUCUUUGAGAAAAAGCAAAUGGGAGGCUUUGAGAUGCCGUUGUUUAUGACUGAACAACUCAAGAUCACAGAGCAGGAGACUACAGCUAAGAGCAGUCUGGUUGCUGCUUACAACGGAGACAGUGACCCAGAGGAGGGCAGCUCAGAUAAAGCACCCGAUGACGAGGGAAAAAUAACAGACUGGAAGAGGAUGGUUUGCCUGCUGUGUCGACGGCAGUUCCCCACCAAGGACGCUCUGCUGCGUCACCAGCAGCUCUCCGACCUUCACAAGCAAAACCUGGAAAUUCAGAGAAGAUCGAAGCUUUCAGAAGCUGAGCUGGAGGAGCUGGAGAGGAAAGAAACGGAGCUGAAGUACAGAGACAGAGCUGCAGAGAGAAGGGAGAAGUAUGGUGUUCCUGAACCUCCAGCACCGAAGAAGAAGUUCUAUCAACCACCAACCCCCACAGUAAACUAUGAACAGCCCACCAAAGACGGCCUCACGAGUGAUAACAUUGGAAACAAAAUGUUACAAGCGAUGGGCUGGAAGGAAGGCAAAGGUCUGGGGCGCCACCAACAGGGCAUCACUGCUCCCAUCUCGGCUUCAUUAAGGACCAAGGGCACAGGCUUGGGUAUUAAAGGCAGCUCAUAUGAACUCUCAGCAUCUGACACCUACAAGGAUGCUGUUCGAAAGGCCAUGUUCGCACGCUUCACCGAGAUAGAUUGAACCGGAGAGAGAAAAGUUAUCAUACUGAAGUGGGAGAUGUUAAUUUCGUGGCCAAAUGAUCCGACUGUGAAAAGGAAGAGUUGAAUGUAAAUGCUGUAUAGUGUUUGUACAUACAAUUAUGUGGACCUGCUGAGGUUUUGUUUCUGUGAAAAUCUAAAGGAUCAAUGUGACAAUUAAACCUGACCUUUGUGCU